This is a messenger RNA of Nakaseomyces glabratus, 1362 nucleotides long. It is a transcript of the gene RTT106, whose product is annotated as Rtt106p. NCBI's taxonomy places the organism in Eukaryota, Fungi, Ascomycota, Saccharomycetes, Saccharomycetales, Saccharomycetaceae. The record is from RefSeq and is a predicted model, not a curated record. Gene Ontology annotation, molecular function: nucleosome binding; histone binding.
AUGAGCAGCUUCGAUUUUCUAAAUGAGCUUCCUAAAGAGCUUCAGAACAAAAUAAGGAACAUCACGAGGGCACUGCCGAGCUCAUUGGAGGUGUUUCAGGAAUUAUACAAUUAUGGUCUGAGUCACAGUGAUAAUAUAGAGAAAAAACGGAAGGUGACUAGCAAUGGAGUUAUCGAUGAACAAAAUAUCAUAUUCUCUUUGAAAAACGUCUCUGUACUAUCGCCAAUUAGGAAGAAGUUGGACCUAGUUUUACAUUUGUCGAGCAUUGAUCAUAAACCACAAUUAUCCUUAGUCAAAAAUGGUGUAUCAGAGUUUUCAAUUUCUAAUUUAAAAGACAAUGUGAAGAUGGGUACAUUUUUACCUGUACCUGAAAAGCCAAAUUUGCUAUAUCUUUUCGUUCAAUUAAAGAAGGUCAACGACAAGGACCAAGAUCCAAUUUUACUAACCAUGAACAAAGAAAAUGUAUUAACUGAGUUUAAAAGUAUGGGAUUAAUAGGGCAAGAAGUAGAUGACUUCAACAAGUGCACUGAAUAUAUCAGAAAGCAAGCUAUUUUAACAGGAUUCAAAAUUGCCAAUCCCUUCAACCCAUCGGUAGAGCAGCCUGUACCAUCAUUCCAUGUAGAGUGCCAUAGGGGUACCAAGGAAGGUACUCUCUAUUUUUUGCCAGAAAUAAUAAUUUUUGGUUUUAAGAAACCUAUUUUAGUAUUCGAAUCUUCAAACAUUGAAUCUAUAUCGUACUCUUCAAUAACAAGAUUGACUUUUAAUGUUACUCUAAUAAAAAAGGUUGACGAUGGUUAUGGUACAAAAUUUGAAUUCUCGAUGAUUGAUCAAACUGAAUACUCUAAAAUUGAUGACUACGUUAAAUUGAAACAAGUUAAGGAUGAAUCGAUGAGCGAAGAAUUAAAGGCUAAAACUGCGAACAAAAACAAACAGCAGAACAAUACAUCCGAUCAACCAAGCGCUUUACAAGAGGCAACUAAACAAAUGGAGACAGAAGGCAACAUUAACGAGAUACCCUUUGACUCAGAAGAUGAUGAAGAAGCUGACGGAAAUUUCGAGGACAAUAGCGACUUGUCCGACGGAAGUGAGGUAGAAGAGGAAGACAACGAAGAGGAGAAUGAAGAAGACGAAGAAGCUGAUGGUGGAGACUAUGCAGAAGAAGAUUUUGAGGAGGAUGAAAUAAUUCAAGAACAAGCAAAUCCUGCUGUAAAUCAACUUAUAUCUAAAACAACCCCGAUAAAUAAGAACAGUUCAAAUGCUGGUUUAUUCGAUUUUCCUAUUGAAACACCAAGCUUUGAUAUUCCUAUAGAGCUUGAAGACAAUGAAGACGACGAGGAAGGCUCUGGCGUUGAAUAUGACUAG